Molecule: messenger RNA, 1155 nt
Organism: Saccostrea cuccullata (small rock oyster)
Lineage: Eukaryota; Metazoa; Mollusca; Bivalvia; Ostreida; Ostreidae
Product: mucin-2-like
Exons: 3
Coding region: 1-1155 (384 amino acids)
Source: RefSeq, a predicted model, not a curated record
AUGGCAUCCCCUUACACACCUCCCAAUUCUCUAGAUACCCCUAACACCCCUCCCACAUCUCUAGGUUCCCUUAACACCCCUCCCACAUCUCUAGAUACCCCUAACACACCUCCCACAUCUAUAGGUUAUCUUAACACCCCUCCCACAUCUAUAGGUUCCUUUAACACCCCUCCCACAUCUAUAGGUUCCCUUAACACCCCUCAAACAUCUAUAGUUUCCUUUAACACCCCUCCCACAUCUAUAGGCUCCCCUAACACCCCUUGCACAUCUAUAGGUUAUCUUAACACCCCUCCCACAUCUAUAGGUUCCUUUAACACCCCUCCCACAUCUAUAGGUUCCCUUAACACCCCUCAAACAUCUCUAUGUGCCCCUAACACCCCUCCCACAUCUCUAGAUUCCCCUAACACCCCUCGCACAUCUAUAGGUUAUCUUAACACCCCUCCCACAUCUAUAGGUUCCUUUAACACCCCUCCCACAUCUAUAGGUUCCCUUAACACCCCUCAAACAUCUCCAGGUGCCCCUAACACCCCUCCCACAUCUCUAGAUACCCCUAACACACCCCCCACAUCUAUAGGUUCCUUUAACACCCCUCCCACAUCUAUAGGAUCCUUUAACACCCCUCCCACAUCUAUAGUUUCCUUUAACACCCCUCCCACAUCUAUAGGUUCCCUUAACACCACUCCCACAUCUAUAGGUUCCCUUAACACCACUCCCACAUCUAUAGGUUCCAUUAACACCACUCCCACAUCUAUAGGUUCCCUUAACACCACUCCCACAUCUAUAGGUUCCCUUAACACCACUCCCUCAUCUAUAGGUUCCCUUUACACCCCUCCCACAUCUCUAGGUUCCCCUAACACCCCUCAAACAUCUCUAGGUGCCCCUAACACCCCUCCCACAUCUCUUGAUACCCCUAACAGCCCUCCCACAUCUAUAGGUUCCCUUAACACCCAUCCCACAUCUAUAGGUUCCCUUUACACCCCUCCCACAUCUCUAGGUUCCCCUAACACCACUCAAACAUCUCUAGGUGCCCCUAACACCCCUCCCACAUCUCUAGAUUCCCCUAACACACCUCCCACAUCUAUAGGUUCCCAUCUCACUCCUCCAACUUCUCUAGAUUCCCCUAACACACCUCCCACAUCUCUAGGUUUAAGUUAA